UCCAAAUCUCCCAGCACAUUGUUUCUGAGAACAGAGAGUGUGCAUCUGAGGAGAACGGAAAUGAUUUCCAUGAUGGAAGCCUCUCAUCAAAUGAGUGAUUGAGUCUCAAGACUUUCCUAUUGCAAAGGCAAAAGACCUGCAGUCCACCUCCACGCUGGAACACUUCAUGGCCAAACUCUGUACCCACCAUCAGAGACAGAUAGUAGAUGCCAUAGGUUUUCUACAGACGGAGGUCAAAGCACUGGCAUCUUCCAAUACACAGCAAGUAUCUAACUCUACCUCUGGGAUCCAAGGAACUGCAAAAUCCAGUGCAGUCACCCCUGAGAAGUCGAGCCCUGAGCUAAGGUUUCCCAGUGAAUCCACUCCCAAGUCAGAAGUCCAGGAUAUGUCCUAUUCUAUCCCAAGCAGCCGUAAAAUUAAAGCAUCGACUGACCCUGCUUUGGAUCUUCGUACCCCUGGGUCAGGGAAUAAUCCAACUCUGGUCACUCCCACCGCUAAUCCAGUGGAUGCAGAGAACAACCGUCAUGGUGAUCAUGCUCCACUUAAAAUGAAAAUCAUGACCAGCAACGUCGCUGCCGGUAAGAAGUUGUCAUGUGUGCUCAACACCUCUCUUUCGUCUCACCCUGACAUGUUGGAGGACAGACAGGGUAACUCAAAUUCAUCCAACAUAACAGAGACUCAUAGUGCCAGACUCAGCUCCUCUGUGAAAAGACACAAUCAGAAUAGUCACACACAUCAAGCUAGGCAGAGAGAGAGUUUCGGGCAUGCCAAAAAUAAACCAGCGAACCUGUUUUCAGUCCACAUGACCAUUCCUUCAGACUCUCCGCGGACCGCCAGGAAGACCAUCAGGUCAUGCUCUGAUCAUCGGAUCAGGGACUCUGCUUGUAGGGGAAUGGCUGACCCAGAUCUCGGCCAUUGUGAUAUUGUUUUUAUUGACAAACCUAUCACAGAGUGUUUUAAAGAACAGCAGCGCUGCAUGCUCCCACGCCGCAAUGCCAGAAAAAGCACCAGAGGACAUAUGUUUUCAGAUGAAAUCUGGGAGUUAAAAACUGUCCGUACUUUGGCUGGGAGGGGCAACUGUCCUAAUCCUAUGCCAGAGCUGAUAACAUUGGUCACCCCAAAACAAAUGCUUUCAAAGCCUGAAGGUGUACCACCUGUGGAUAUGCAUUUUGCUGGAGCAUGCAGGGAGACGAUGAAUCAAAACAUUUCCAAGGAAGAGUCAGAUGAGAGUGCGAUACCAGGAACAGGAGAUAUGGUGGAGGUAGCGGCCAGUGAAGUAGAUGUUAUAGUUGAGAAUAGUCAGACAGAUCAGUGUCAGGGCAAGGGGCAGUCUGCUCCUUCAUCUCCGAUAAGGUCCCCGACAGAAAACAAAGAAACGGAUAUGAACACAGAUGUAGAACAGAAUAUAACUCCAGAUUCAGCGAAGACAACAGAAAUUGAAGAAGGUGCAUCUCAGGCUUCACCUGAAGCAGAAAAAGAUAACGAGCCUGAGCCUCAAGAGGACACACAUGAAAGUACUGAGCCAAUAGUUGCAGAAACAGUAGAGGCACCAUUAGAGGAUACUACCAUAGAAGAAGACGAGCCCCAGCGUUCAUCAGAUAAACUGCACAACAGUGAGCCUGUUAUCCAGCAAAAUGGCGCCCCAUCACCGAUUGCUCAAAUGGAGGAAGAAAUUAAGGAAAAUAAUUUGGAUGAAAUGCAAGAUAAGAUACCUCAGGAACUUCAACCGGAGACACAGAUACACCAUGAUAACGUUGAAGUGACAGAAAAGACCACAGGUUCGGCAGAGGAGUCGGUGGCAAAAGAGCCGGAAAUGAAAACCUCUGUAGAAGUUGAUGGUGUUUUGCCUUUAGAGACUGAAGGGGAUAAUGACGAUGACGUGUCCGCAAAGACACUUGACGCUCUCUUGAAAGAAUUGCCCCCUUGGCGUAGAAAAAAAGGUAGUGCAGUUUCAAUGCCAAAGCGGACAAGAAAAACAGAAUCUGUGGUAGUGGGUUUUGUCAAUGGUAGACCCAUAUCGGCCUCUGAUAGAAGUCUGCGUCGUAGAUCAAGUAACAGCACCACAUCACCUACUAAAACCCCAGUGAAAUCUAGUCCGAAUGUCCCCAACAGGACUUCUGUUGAUUCAACUGUUGAAAAUAAAAAUGUGGAGAAACGGCUACCUGAAACCGACAUAGAUGUAAAAUCAAUUGAGACUACUCCUGUGUCUCAGCAGGUGAAAGAACCAUCUUCUGCCACACCAUCAAGCCCAACAUCUAAAUUUCCCCCAAGGACCAAACAAACCCGUAAACAAAAGAGAGUUCAGAGAGAUCAGGAUAGUUUGGCUGUUGUCUCAGAUCAGCGGCAACUCAGAUCAGCCAGCCAGAGGCCAACUGGAACUCCAGUAUCACCGCUCAAAUCAAAUGCUGUCACUUCAAUUUCAUCUCCAAAACCUACUGCUACCCAUACUGUUCAAUCUGCAGAGCACCUCCCCAUGCUUCCUGUUACUCCUCCCUCUCCAUUCAGGUCAUCUUCCCCUGCAGCCUCUGAACAGUCCCAACAGAACACAGUCCCAGAGACAACGGUGGAAUUAAACACUGAAAUCAGUCAGCCAGUAGAGACGACCUCUGAAGAAAUGCAAACAAACCUAGAAGAAAAUAAAUCACCGGCCAAACAGAAACUACGGUCUACAAAGGCUGUAGUAGAAAACAUUAAGAAUGAGAAACCGCAACUUAGUGGUGUGGUAUCUAGCUCAUUAGAAAAUCAAAGUCCUGUAAAGACUGAAAUGCAAACAUUAAGGAGUAAACGGGUUCUCCAAAAGGAGGCCCAAGCAGGUGAUGUUGCUUUGCCGCUGAAGGAAAACGUAGCAUCUUUAGAAGACCGGUCUGCAAGUGGAGAUGAAAGCAGUUCUUCCGUAUCAGACAAACUCGCAAGAAUGCCAUUAAGGAGUGAGAGCUGUAAGGCUGAGACGUCCCACCAGUCUGUUACUCAGUCAUCACCAGUGGACAACAAGAAGUUGGCUUUGAGAUCACAAAGAUUGGCUGUACCCUCUACCAGUGCUCUUACUGGAAGACACUGUGACGUAGCUUCCCCCAUCAGAAUAAUACCAGAAAAAGUAACCAAAGCUCAGGUGAACUCCCUUCCAGUGUCUGUUGCGCCUGUGUUGCCCCACAGCUCAGCCAUCCCCAUCAUUACACCAAGAUCUGAGCCCCCAAAACAAACUAACAAAUUCUUUGCGAAUCUGACUGGAGAAGAAAACCAACAGCGAAUUACAAAUCUGAACAUUAAGUAUGAUAAAAUGCAAAAAGGCUGGGUGCAAAUGGACAAAGAGGGUCAGCCAGCAACAAAAUACAAAAACAAAGCAGACAGGCAGGCAGCCAUAUGGAAAAGUAAACGCAGGGCACGAAAAUCAAAGUCAGACCACCAGAAAUACUCACCAGUUCAAAUGCUCUUCAUGAAAGGUUUUAAUCUCACCAGUAUUUGUCGCUGGUUCCUUGAAACGACAGAAACAAAGUCCCUUGUCAUUGUCAAGAAGGUGAAUACCCGUCUUCCAUCAGAAACCCAGCUGUGCUUCCACAGCUCAUCUAGUGCUUCAGGGACCUCUCAGGGGAUAUUUCCAAGCCUACAGGCAGAGCGCUUAAAGAAACAUUUGAAGAAGUUUGCCAUCGCCUCUCCUGUAAAGAGCACCCCUAAGAGUCAGAAACUGAUUGCUAAAGCACUGGAACAAGAGGGAAAUGCAGUGAAAGGUAAAGAGAGAAGAGAACUGCCCAGUACUACUCAGACUUUGACUAAGACACACUUAUCUGCCAAAGCCUGUGGACAGACUGUUGAAUCCCAGAAAUCCUCUGGUAAAUCAAAGAAUCCAGCUAGUGCAAGGAUUUUGAGGAAGUACUCUAAUAUCAGAGAGAAGAUGCAGGUUCAACAAACCAAUGUUAGACUCAAAGAGGCCUCAAAAACCUUAAAAAACAACAAUAUGAAAAGACUGGCCACCAAAAAGGCUGCCGCCAAGUCAAAUCUGAAACCAUCUCUGAAGGCACAGAAAUCCCCCCUACCUGUCGGGAAACAAAUGAAAGCAUCUGCAGCAAAAAUGGAAAGAAGGAAAACAUUGGCCGUCAAAGAAACUACAAAGCAUCCUGUUCAACAGAGGGCAGUCAAGGCUCAGAGCAGUACCAGAGCUUCAAGAGAUGCAUCUAAGAAAGACGAACUGCCAAAGAGAUGUUCUCAACGACUGGGGUCUCCUAAAAUAUCUGAACAUAACCCUGUCGACAAAUCUAAAGGCAAGGUCGACAAUAAAAAGAAAAUUGAAGCCGAGAAAGUAGAAGUGGAAAAACCCGCUGUGAAUAAAGUGAAUGCUAGCAAAAUCCAAACAAAGGAAUCAUCACAAUGUACUGUCGCUGAAAUCGAAGGAGCCGAGAACGCUAAAGAAACCCCACAGCAGAGCGUGGAUGUCGAGGCUGCGACCUCACCUGACCAGGUACUAACAAGAUCCCAGAGAAAAAUGGAGGCGGCAGCCCCUUUGAGUGGAGGUCCCAGCCCUGCUUCAAAGAGGGCUACCAAGUCCACGAAAACACAAGAUGCAUCUCCUAAACCAGUCAGGAAAGCUGAGCGGCCCGUGCUGACGAGAAGAGGGGCUUUAAAGCCCCCUGCAAAGAGAAGGCAGGUGACCUUGUUGCCACGCACUGGGACAAAAUCUGCGACCAAGAGAGCUCGGGAGCUUUUAGAGACCCCAGCUAAGCGCACCAGGACAUCACUCUCGAAAUGAAAUGGAGAGAGGGAGAGAGAGAGGGAGAGAGAGGGAGAGAGAGGAGAGAGAGGGAGAGAGAGGGAGAGAGAGGGAGAGAGGGAGAGGGAGAGGGAGAGAGAGAGAGAGGAGAGAGGGAGAGAGAGAGAAUCAAUCAAUUUUCUACUCUCAGCAAACAUCUUUUUUCAGUUGGCAAAUAUGUGAAGAAGGGACAGAUUUUUGAAAAUCAUUUAUGCUUUUGUAAAGCUUUGGUGUGAAAAAAAACAAAAAACCCAAUGUGAUGAAUUAUUUGCUGAGCGUUUGCUCUGUAUUCAGGGACUACAGGCAAGUCCUACAUGAUGUCUAGAAGAUGUAGUUGCUGUUUGGCUUUCUGUUUCAGCACUCUACGACACGGCUGGAGAUAACGAUAGCCAUUCAAACCGCAUUUUAAAAGUUGUGA
Molecule: messenger RNA, 5159 nt
Organism: Cottoperca gobio
Lineage: Eukaryota; Metazoa; Chordata; Actinopteri; Perciformes; Bovichtidae
Product: proteoglycan 4
Exons: 2
Coding region: 167-4741 (1524 amino acids)
Source: RefSeq, a predicted model, not a curated record